GCGGUCUUCGGUGCCUGAGAGCAAAACACGCGUGCAGCGGCGCGUUUGUUUACUUUGCUGUUGCGGAGCUCUUCGAUAUCUGUUUCUGCCGUCACGCUGGUUACUUUAUUACUGAGUAACUAUAGCCAGAGGUGCAUAUUGUGUUAGAUUCAAUUACAAUGGACGCUCGCUCAGCUGCCACGACAACUCCGCUACGCAGCACGCCCAAGACUACCUCGGUAGCAACCGGAGGAGGAGGAACGUCAGCAUACCGUGCUAUUUCCGCGCACCGCACGCCGAUCUCGCGCACACCGUACUCGCGAACAGCUAAUCGACGAUACAAUGUGCUGACGCCAGGCCGUGAUCACCGGCGGCGUAGCGGCGUCGGCGUAGGAGGCGUGUCUACGCCUGGAGGUGGGAUGGCGGGACGGAAGCGGACGCCGCGCGCUGAUUUGCGGUUACUUAGUCGGAUGCUGAAGAGGCCGUCGCCUGUCAUUCAGCCGGGUCCUGUGUUUGGACGAGGGAAGGCGCCGAGACGGUCAUCGUCGCAAACUAGUGUAUCGUCGCGGUCGUCGCUUGUCGGUAGCAGCGUAAAAUCAACGCUGAAAGACGAAGAUGAUGACGACGACGCACUUGAAGCGCCACGGCCUGCGCGGCAGCGAAGCUCGUUGUUGUCAACGCGGGACGAUGAUAUUGAAGACGAGCAGAUGAUUCGCAAUCCGCCGCGACUCUCGACCAGCGGCGUGGACGGUGGCGACGAAGAUGAGGCGAUGGAUGUGACGUCGAUGUCGAUUGAAUACCCACGGCGACUGACGAUGGAUGCGCGUUUGAGCAUGGAUCAAAGCAGGCUGAGUUUUUCUGCCGAGGACGAUGAAGUGGUUGAGACGGUGGGCAGAAGGAGAGAAGAGAGUACGACGUUUGUCAUUCAGCCUUUUGAAGACGCCCCUUUGGAUAUGAGUUCCAUGAUCGAGGACGAUCUCGAUUUGCAACAUGAUAAUGGCAACGCAUGGCAGUACGAUGAAUCAGAAAAGACCGAAGACGUGACAGAAGAACUCCGCCGUGCCCAUUUACAGACCGAAUUUGAGCAAAAGGCGCGGUUCAAGUCAAUGUCAGGAAGCUUCCAGCCUCAAGAUAGUUUCACAGAACAAGAAAGCCGACCAAAAGCUGGCAUAGCACGGAAACCAAAGGCAACUUCCGGACCCGGAUCAAAGUCGAGCGAGAUGCUUCCCCGCAGACUGGUGAAAGAUCUGGCGAAAAGCCUGUCCUCGCUGCCGACAUCGGUCGAUGGCAUGAAUGCCAUAAUGGCGGCGUCGGAGGUGUAUUUCAAACAGGUUUCAGAGGAUUUGACUGCGUAUGCUCAGCAUGCUUCUAGGAAGACUAUUGAUGAGGCCGAUGUUGUGUUGCUACUGAAGAGACAACGUCUAUUAAAUUCAAAAGCGACGGUAUACGGACUAGCCCACAAAUAUCUACCAAACGAGCUUGUCAGUGAAAUCCGGAUUCCAGGCCCUUACAGUCAGAAAGCAUCAAAAGAACGAGAGAAAGCGCAGAAAGCACAGCAGAGAAAGGACGAACGCAAGCAAAAAAUCAAGCUGGACAAAUCAGGCAAAUUAGUCCGCGCGAAUGAUGACAGCGAUAACGAAUAGGUUUGCAGUUCUAUUUUAUGUUCAGCUCUAGUCUGCUCGCCGAUUAAUAUGACAUCAUGAGAAGGUGGGCUUACGUCUGAUUGUCGAGCGGAUGUGUUGGUGGCGGUGUUUCCAUAUUUUGAUAUGAAUAGUUUGUACUAGCGUGUUCUUUAUGGGCGCGCAUCAUGGCGAUCGGUGUUGUCAUUUGUUAUUGUUUAUUGUAUCUGUA
Molecule: messenger RNA, 1830 nt
Organism: Myxozyma melibiosi
Lineage: Eukaryota; Fungi; Ascomycota; Lipomycetes; Lipomycetales; Lipomycetaceae
Product: centromere kinetochore component CENP-T-domain-containing protein
Exons: 4
Coding region: 159-1622 (487 amino acids)
Biological process (GO): kinetochore assembly; chromosome segregation; mitotic cell cycle
Cellular component (GO): kinetochore
Molecular function (GO): DNA binding; protein heterodimerization activity
Source: RefSeq, a predicted model, not a curated record